Octopus sinensis (East Asian common octopus) is the source of this 516-nucleotide messenger RNA. Its product is annotated as acyl-CoA-binding domain-containing protein 6-like. The record is from RefSeq and is a predicted model, not a curated record. Gene Ontology annotation, molecular function: protein binding; fatty-acyl-CoA binding. The transcript is spliced from 2 exons. Lineage: Eukaryota; Metazoa; Mollusca; Cephalopoda; Octopoda; Octopodidae. Bases 160 to 399 code for a protein of 79 amino acids.
UCUCCCUGAGAACUACAUUAGGGGUACACGCGUCUGUGGUGUACUCAGCCAUUUGCAUGUUAAUUUCACAAAUGUGCUGUUCCGUCUUCUUUAAAUUGCUCUUUACCUCAUUUUAUAAGUUUUUAAAAAUUAUCUUACUUUCCUUUUUAUUCAACAGACAUGGAUGUAAAUAAGAUUAUAAGCAAGAUUCGGAAUGUGGACUUUAAAGAUGUGAAACGAUUUAUCAAAGAAAAUCCUGAAACAGUCAACCAAAGAUCUUCAGGUGGCCUUACAUUACUCAUGGCUGCCUGUGAACAAGGCAAUAAAGAGUUAAUAACCAUAUUGACAGAAUCUGGCGCUGAUCUCAACAUCAGCAACAAUGCCAAGUGGACAGCAUUGCAUUAUGCAGUGGAGAAGUAAGGCUUGAAUUAACUAAAAUCUUCAGAUCUGCUUUUGUUUCAAAAUUUCUUGCAAUUCCAGACAAAUUGAAUAUCCAAAGAUACCAUAAUAGUGGCAGUGUGACACGAUAACAACAUG